Messenger RNA from Gallus gallus (chicken), 1099 nucleotides. Its product is annotated as myeloid-associated differentiation marker homolog. The record is from RefSeq and is a predicted model, not a curated record. Lineage: Eukaryota; Metazoa; Chordata; Aves; Galliformes; Phasianidae. The transcript has a single exon. Gene Ontology annotation, cellular component: membrane. The coding region runs from base 103 to 966 and encodes 287 amino acids.
ACCCACAGCCGGCUGUGCGGUGCCGGUGGCAGCAGUGGGGCCGGGGGGCCCGGUGCCCCACCCCGCGUCCCGGCAGCCCUACAGGCGCGGCGCGGCGCAGCCAUGGCGGUGGUGUCGGUGAACUGGAGGGCCGUCACCUCGUGGGUGGGCAUCGCGCGGCUCUUCGCCGUCCUGCUGUCCUGCAUCUCCUUCAGCCUGGUGGCCUCCACCGGCGACUUCGCGGGGCCCUACGGGACGUGGUGCAUGUUCAGCUGGUGCUUCUGCUUCGCCGUCACGCUGCUGGUGCUGCUGCUGGAGCUGCUGGAGCUGCACCCCAAGCUGCCCGUCUCCUGGGACGACCUGACGGCCGCCUUCGCCAUGCUGGCGGCCCUGCUGGUGUUCACCAGCUCCGUGGUGUUCCCGUCCGCCUUCAUCUCCAGCCCCUGCAGCGGCGCCCGCUGUGCACGCCAGGCGGCCGCCACAGCCAUGUCCUGCCUCUGCUUCCUGGCCUACGCCCUCGAGGUGGGGCUGACCCGUGCCCGCCCGGGGGACAUCAGCAGUUUCCUCUCCACCGUGCCCGGCUUGCUGAAGGUGUUCGAGGCUUACGUCGCCUGCCUCAUCUUCUCCCUGCUGGAUUACUACGCUCAUGCCGGCUUGCAGUGGUGCGUGGCCGUCUACUCCAUCUGCUUCAUCGUCACGGUCCUCAUCAUCCUCUUAACCAUCGGCCGCUGCCUCAGCUACAUGCCCUGCCCGCUGGAGAAGGUGCUGGUGGCUUACAACGCCCUGGCCCUGCUGAUGUACCUCACCGCCGUCAUCGUAUGGCCGCUGUACAGCUUCAACGGCCGCAGCCGGCCCAACCCCUGCAACUCAGACUGCUGGUGGAACAAGAGCCUCGGCGUCACCUUCCUCACCAUCUUCAACUUCCUCGCCUAUCUUGUGGACCUGGUCUACUCCACCAGGAUGGUCUUCAUCAGGGCUCCUUCCUAAUGGGUGGGGGGGCGAGGGGAUGCGGUGCCGCGUGGGGCCGGGGGACGCGGAGCUGAGGAAGAGGCCGAUGCCUCGGAAAGCUCCGUCCUACCACUGCUGUGGGGUGCUGGGUGCUCCGGGGGUCUGUGGGGGG